UUAGUAAAUCCCCUCUUCUCCUUGUAUUCAAUAUGACAAACAAUGAAAAAAGUGUGAUAUAUAUAAAAGGUUUAAAGAGAGAGAUAGGGAGAGGGAGAGAGGAGGGAUUGCAAUUUGCAGGAGUUCUAAUGUCUGCUAGUUUUGGACGCUGAAGAAACCCUGUUGUCCCUUUGUUUUUAUUUGAAUAUCAAACAAGUUUCUAGGGCUUUGAAAGUGAUGUCCAGAGAGCUAUAGAGGCCUAGCUAGCUAUUUUUCUUGCUGCAACUUUCCCAACCCUUGAGACCAGAUCAACACAGGAGUAGUCUGCAACAGUACGAUUAUUUGGUAACAAAAGCAAAUUAGUGAAGAUGGCAAUGAACGAGAACAACAAUGGACUCAAUUUCUCCCAUUUGCCAGCCCAUCUAAUCGCUUCACAAUAUGAUCAUUCUCAGAUAAGAGCUCUGAAUGUAACCCUUGGUGACCCCUGCCAACCUCAGGGUACUUCCCUUCCUAUGCAGUUGCAUUAUGCUACUGAUGCUCUCAAAAGUUCAGAUAUUCCCAGAAACGUCUCUGAACAAUAUCCAUUGGAGUAUGGAACUCCGUCGCAACACCAAAACUCAUCAGAAGCCCCUCGUUACAGUCAUUCCCUGCAAAAUGCUAGUUGUGCAUUGUCAUUAACACUUCCUGCAGAAGGACAAGAUCACGUCUUGUAUGAUAAGAAUAGUGGAGAAGGCAACAAGAUUAACAAUGAAAAAGGGAACCCUAGAGAUCCAUCCAAUGCAUUGUCUUCAAAAAAUAAAGGAGAAAAGAGUGUACCGGAGAAUGGAAAAAGUUUAGAUGGAGGAGUGCGCCGAAGAGCUCGUCGUCAAAGGCCAUUACGAACAUUUGGCGAGAGAAGUUCCCAAUUUCGAGGUGUUAGUAGUUCUAGGUAUAGGUAUACGGGACGUUAUGAAGCAUUUCUAUGGGAUAACACAGAUCCACAAGGAAAAGCAAAGACAGGUGCUCAAGUUCAUUUAUUUACUUCUUUCUUCUAAUUUUGAGAUUUUUUUUCCUUCAUCAAAUCAAAGUGUUAUUUGUUUAGUUGCUAAUUGUAUUUUCUUUCAUCAACACCAUGUGCAUCUCUUGCUCCCAUUCAUGGCAUCUUGCAGUUUAUGUUGGUGUGUUUGAUGAAGAAGAAGAAGCAGCGAGGGCUUAUGAUUUAGCUGCCCUUAAGUUUUGGGGCAAGUCUACCCCAACAAAUUUCCCGAUAAGUGAUUAUGAGAAUGACUUGGAGGAGAUGCAAAAUAUGACCAAAAAAGAAUAUUUGCUUUCCAUUCGAAGGAAAAGCAAAUGCUUCUCUAAGGGCGCAUCCAUUUACCGAGGAGUUUCUAGGAAUACUGACUAUACAAAAUGGCAAGCAAGAGUUGGGAGAGGUCAUGGAUUGAGAGGAAUUUAUUUGGGAACAUUUGAUACAGAAGAGGAAGCAGCGAGAGCCUACGACAUCGCAUUGAUAAGGUUCAAAGGGAUGAAAGCAGUGACCAAUUUUGAUUUAAGUCAUUACGACGUUAAAAGUAUUUUGGGAAGCAAUACAUUGCCCAUCGGCAAAGGUGCUUCAAGGUUGUUGAAGAAGACUUCGGUGAAUGAUGUCAUUUCAAGGAGAAGAAAAGGCUCAAAUGAUCCAAUGUUUGGCUUACAAAAGGAUAGCUCAAGCAGCUUUCAACCCCACACACAAAUUCAGUCAUUUAACCAGCCUGAGACUACAAAAAUGAUGCCAUCUGCACAAAACCAAGAAGUUGCCUUUCAUCAGGAGGAUUCCAAAUAUGCUAAUGAUCAUUUGGCAAUGACGCAAGCUGGAAUUGAGAGUCCUUAUUGGAAGGGAUUCAAAGAAAUGCAACAAUUUGAAAGACUUCAAACACUACCUACAAACCCCCAAGCCCAAAAUUUCAAAUUCCAUCCUCAAGGCUGCAAUGACAUUAACCAGGUCCUACAUCAAAACCCUAGCUCCUCCCUCCUCUCUCAUGGCUAUCAAAAUCCCAAGUUCCAAGUGAACCCUACAAUUUUCCUUCACCAAUUCAUGCCGAGUAUUGGAAGUGGAGUGGAAAAUGAUGAAAACUUUUCUGAGAAGAAGUUGAAGGGAGUUGGACCAAUAGAGCCAUUUGAACAUUUCCAAGGUACCCUAUCAAACCCCCAAGACCAAACUUUUGAUCAUUUCCAUGAGAAAUGCAAUGAGACCAGUAGCCAAGUCCAACACCAAAACCCUACUUUCUCAAUCUGUCAUGGCUAUCAAAACCCUUUGUUUCAAAUCAACCCAAACUUGUUUCUUGGGUUAACCGACAUUGGAAGUGCGACGGGAACCCAUGCAACCCUAGAUGGACAACUUACAGACAAAGGCAAUAUUUCUGAGAAGAACUUGAUCACAAUAAUGGACACUAUUCAUGGGAGCUCAAGUGGUGCAGGAGCUUGGAGUGAAAUCCAACAAGUGCAGCCAUUUGAUCAACAUUUUCAAACCCAACACCCCCAAAAUCUUCACUUUCAUCAUAUUCCUAAGGACACCAACCCGCUCAUGCACCAAAACCCUAAACCUCAUGCUAAUCCUCCUUUCCUUAAUGGGUUGGUCAAUGGAAUAAGUGGGGCUGGAGUUAGCGAUAGCACAAGAUGCACCUUGUUUGGAGGAAAUCCAAGUAGUGGGUUUUCAAUUUCAGACGGGAAUUCAACAAUAAUAAUGGGGAAGGAGGGUAGAAUGUUUUCAACAAGUGGGAGAAAUGGAUUUCCAAUGAUUGGAGCUAGUGUGGGGGAAAACUCUAGAAGGGAAAUGAAUGGGGAGGGUGGAAAUGGAGGGUGGACUGAAAAUUUUGGGUCAGAUGAACCAAACAUCAAUAGUCCUUCAAGCUGGUUGGAGAACUUCUUCAAGGAUGCAGACCCUCCUAGCUUCAUCUUAUAAGGUAGGUUUGCUUUAAAAAUGAACACAUGGGUGUGAAUUUUAGCUUCAUCUUGUAAGGUAGGUUUGCUUUAAAAAUGAACACAUGGGUGUGAAUUUAGUUCAGUUAAUUUGUUUGAUAAAUUCUAAUGAACUAUUAGAGCUAUGGUCCUCCUUUUGGAACUAGGAGGGUGAGACAUGUUGUGUUGUAUCAUAUUGUAGUUGCAGCUUUCCUUUCUAAUGGUGAAUGUUCAUGAUUAAGAUUUAUCUA
Messenger RNA from Malania oleifera, 3146 nucleotides. RefSeq names its product AP2-like ethylene-responsive transcription factor PLT1. The record is from RefSeq and is a predicted model, not a curated record. Bases 1091 to 2899 code for a protein of 602 amino acids. NCBI's taxonomy places the organism in Eukaryota, Viridiplantae, Streptophyta, Magnoliopsida, Santalales, Ximeniaceae. Gene Ontology annotation, biological process: regulation of DNA-templated transcription. The transcript has 10 exons. Gene Ontology annotation, molecular function: DNA-binding transcription factor activity; DNA binding.